AUGUUUACUAAAGACACUUUAAAAGAAAAUACAAAAAAGAGAGUGAACGAAAGUAGCUAUGUAUAUAUAAAUUAUAUCAGCGAAGCACUAACUGAUUUAUGCUUAAAAGGAAUUCGUAUAAAAACGAAAUUCGAUCGAUUGAUCCUCAAUCAAAGUUUCAAAGUCACGAAGACCACAAUGAAGUUAAACACGUGUUUUCUAUUCCUGUUGUUGGGUGCUACCCUAAUACAAGCUAUUCCAGUAUCUAAGACCAUCGAAAAGAAAUCACUAGCAGAGGACAGCAAGGUAAAAAUCACAAAAGAGAAUCUGAAAGCUGAAGAAAUUGGCGAAGAAAAAGAUAGAUCAAAAAAAGCAGCAUUCUGUCUUCAAAUAGAGCCAGGAUCUUCUCAAGUACCUCAAAUUGGUUUAAGUGAGAAUCAACUUCCUAUUCAGAACAUUCCAUUGACAAUGCAAACUCAAUUUGUUCCUCAACAAGUCCAAACUUUAAACUUGGUGCAACCUACUUUCCAAUCUUUACCACAAGCUGAUAUAGUCUUUCCUCGGCAAAUCCAACCAAUCCACACCCUACAAAUCGUUCAACCUUCUGCUCCAAUUCAAUCUUCUCCUCAGACUGAUAAUGUUCAAACAGAUAUAAAAUCAAUCGCAAAACCUGAGCCAACCUCUACAAUAGAAUCUGAGCAGCAUGCCACUGAGCACUCAAAGCCUAUGCAUAUUAAGAAGCAUCCACAACCUUUACCAGUACCACAAGAAGCCUUAACUGUGCUGCCAGUAGUUCCAACAUAUCAAGAUCAUCUAAUGCUGAUUUCUGACAAUGAGCCAAAACAGACAACUUUUGUUCAAGUUCCUACAAUCUCUUGUAACAACUAUCUCCAUAGAACUCUAGCUGAGUGUACUUGUCAGAAAAUGGAACCAGUGGCUAUGAACAUGGUGCCCAUUGUGCCCUAUUCAUCAACUUAUGCUAGAUCUUCUUUAGUAAUGCCUCAUACUGUAGCAAAUCAAAUAAAAGUAGGACCUCAAGGCAGGACUAAAACCUAUAUUAAUGUGAAUGUUCCACCAUAUGUCCACAACCCUCAUCAUUUACAUCAGCAGACUGUUUUCAGAGAAACAAAUUUCAUGCUCCCUGAAAAUUCUCUGAGAAACAAACACAUUUUAGGCAAUUCAGUUACCUCUGAAGUAAAUGAUCUUAUACAAACUAAGAAAAUGCCUCGUGAAGCUGAUUCUAACCAAUUGUCACUAAAAAAGGAGGGAGAAAGUAGAGAAAAAGAUAAGACUAUGCUAUUAGAUGGUCGUCGUAAUACCAGAAGCAAUAAAGAAGAGACAAAAGAGCAAAAACAACAAUUAACUAAGAAAUAA
Eufriesea mexicana is the source of this 1353-nucleotide messenger RNA. RefSeq lists its product as uncharacterized. The record is from RefSeq and is a predicted model, not a curated record. The transcript is spliced from 4 exons. The coding region runs from base 1 to 1353 and encodes 450 amino acids. NCBI's taxonomy places the organism in Eukaryota, Metazoa, Arthropoda, Insecta, Hymenoptera, Apidae.